UGGCUCUCGAGACUUAAAUGGACUGAUGGUACAUGAACUUGUCGGCAACAACUUCUCCGGUGGUACAAUAAUUGUUCUACCAGGGCAGGCCGUUGUGCAACUGCCAUGGCCACCGAGAUGUGCAAGCUGCCGUGCGCCGUCUUGCUGUUCCUCUUGGUCGCGAAGCUGGGAUGGACAUGGGCACUGAUCCCUUCUUCUUCCUCCGUGGGCCUCGCUGUCCGGCGGUACGACUCCAUCUUCAGCUUCGGCGACUCCUUCGCCGACACGGGCAACAACCCCGUCGUCUUCGCCGCCAACUCCAUCUUCAACCCUGUCACGCGCCCGCCGUACGGCUCCACCUUCUUUGGCCGCCCCACCGGCCGCAACUCCGACGGCCGCCUCAUCAUCGACUUCAUCGCUCAACGCCUGGGCCUGCCGCUCGUCCCGCCGUCGCUGGCGCACAACGGGAACUUCCGCCGGGGUGCUAACUUCGCCGUCGGGGGCUCCACCGCUCUCGACGCCGCUUUCUUCCACGACGGGUCCGGUCCCGGCAGCAAGUUCCCUCUCAACACCAGCUUGGGCGUCCAGCUGCAGUGGUUCGAGUCACUCAAGCCUUCUCUUUGCCGCAACACCCAAGAGUGCGAGGCAUUCUUCAGCAGGUCCCUCUUCUUGGUGGGCGAAUUCGGGGUCAACGACUACCACUUCUCUUUACCCACCAAGAGCCUGCAUGAGAUCACGUCCUUCGUUCCAGAUGUGAUCGGGACCAUCUCCAUGGCCAUCGAGAGGCUCAUCAAGCACGGGGCGACGAGUUUCGUCGUUCCCGGGACAGCCCCCUCGGGAUGCAUGCCGCAGAUUAUCAGCCACUACGGCAAAGACGACCCGGCAGAAUACAACUCCACCACCGGUUGCCUGGAAGGUAUCAACAAGCUAGGGAUGCACCACAACCUGCUGCUGCAGGAGGCCCUGGAGAAGCUCCGGGGCAGACACCCGGAUGCCAUGAUCGUUUACGCCGACUUCUUUGCUCCUAUCAUGGACAUGGUCGAGUCACCUCGCAAGUAUGGGUUUGAAGAAGAUGUUCUUAGCAUCUGUUGCGGAGGGCCUGGGACACUUUUCUGCGGCGAUGAAGGUGCACAAGUAUGUCAGAAACCGGCUGCUCGUCUAUCCUGGGACGGCGUCCACUUGACGGAGGCGGCUUACCGCUACAUCGCCGAUGGCUGGCUGGGCAGCAUAGACUCCUCUGCAGGAGAGAAGAUGCAUCAGUUAGUGAGGUAGCAGAAGCUGCUCUGGUUCACGGACUGAUGGCUAUAUGGAGUCUGGUCUGUCUGACUCCAUCAAGGACUUUCUGAAGCGAUAAGCACUGGAAAUGGAAUGGAAUCAUGGAAGCUCCAAGUUAAGAAUCUGAAAGAGUCACGCUGAAUUCUGAGCAAAUCACACCAUACAAGUUAGAAAACCAGCGGAUAAAACCUUGUUAUGCCUAUUGUAACACCGAGACGCGAAGUUUAUUUGGGGAACUACUGAGAUCGGAUGGAUCUCAUAUGGAAUUCCAGAUUACAUCGAGUAAUAUAUUUUAGAGCCAGAAA
Hordeum vulgare subsp. vulgare (domesticated barley) is the source of this 1559-nucleotide messenger RNA. RefSeq names its product GDSL esterase/lipase At5g45910-like. Bases 106 to 1251 code for a protein of 381 amino acids. Gene Ontology annotation, molecular function: hydrolase activity, acting on ester bonds. The record is from RefSeq and is a predicted model, not a curated record. The transcript is spliced from 5 exons. Lineage: Eukaryota; Viridiplantae; Streptophyta; Magnoliopsida; Poales; Poaceae.